GCGGCGGCAGCAGCUCCCCCACGACCCCCAGGCGCGUGGGGACGGGUCGGCGAGACGCUCGGGCGCUCUCUGCGGCAGCUCGUGUCGGCUUAGCUCGCUCAACAAAGCGGGAGGCGGCGGCGGCGUUAAUUACAAGGAGCAAGACUAAGUUUGGCAGCAGCAGCAGCAGCGACAGGAGCGACAAGGCGAGGCCACUAAUGGAAACCGUGAACAUGGAGCCUGACCUGGACAAUGUCAUCAAGCGCUCGAUCUCAACGCGCACUUCCCAGCGCUUCCUGCAAGGCUCCAUCUUGACCUUUCACAACAUCAACUACUCGGUGAAGCAAAAAAGCGGCCUGCCCUGCCGCCGCAAGGUCACCGUCAAGGAGAUCCUCAAGAAUGUAAAUGGGAUCAUGAAGCCUGGUAUGAAUGCCAUUCUUGGGCCAACAGGUGGUGGAAAGUCCUCGCUUCUAGAUGUCUUGGCUGCCAGGAAGGACCCCAAUGGACUGGAGGGCAUUGUUCUUGUGGAUGGGGCUCCACAGCCGCCUAACUUCAAAUGCGUCUCUGGAUAUGUCGUGCAGGAUGACGUGGUGAUGGGUACACUGACCGUUCGGGAGAACUUUCAGUUCUCCGCUGCUCUACGACUGCCGCAGUCAAUCAGCCAGCAAGAGAAGAAGGAGCGAGUGAACCAGAUCAUCCAAGAGUUGGGCCUCACCAAGUGUGCCGACUCCAAGGUGGGCACUGAGCUGAUCCGCGGCGUGUCCGGUGGUGAAAGGAAGCGCACGAACAUUGGCAUGGAGCUCAUCAACGACCCGUCAGUGCUGUUCCUGGAUGAACCGACCACUGGGCUUGACGCCAGCACAGCCAACGCCGUUCUCCUGCUGCUCAAGCGAAUGUCACGGAAGGGUCGGACCAUCAUCUUCUCCAUCCAUCAGCCACGCUACUCCAUCUUCAAGCUUUUUGACAGUCUGACACUGCUGGCCAGUGGCAGCCUGGUGUACCACGGCCCUGCCAAGACCGCUCUCAGCUACUUCCAGAAUCUUGGCUACGAGUGCGAGCCGUACAAUAAUCCCGCGGACUUCUUCUUGGACAUCAUAAACGGAGACUCGACCGCCGUUGCAGCCAUGAGAAAUGAAAAGUGCGACGAUAGCGGCGAGGAAGAAAUCGAUCUCUCUCCAAAUGACGAGGAAGAGGUCAAGCAGGGGGAGCACAGGACUAUUGCAGAGCAGCUGCAGGAGUCGUACCACAACUCUGACGUUUUCAAGGCCAGCGAUGAGGAGUUGCGCAAGAUCCUCGCGUCCGUGGGCUCCAAGGCUUCGACCAGCAUUAAAACACAGAGAAUCACCUACGCCACCUCCUUUUUCUACCAGCUCUACUGGGUCACCAAGCGCUCUGUGACCAACCUUUCGAGGAACCCACAAGUCUCCAUUGCACAGCUGGUGGUCACUUUGGUUUUGGGCCUGAUUGUUGGAGCCAUAUUCUUUGGUGCUAAACUAGAUCCAAGUGGCAUCCAGAACAGGGUUGGAUCUCUCUUUUUUAUCACCACGAACCAGUGCUUCUCCAGCGUAUCGGCAAUUGAGCUCUUCAUUCGGGAGAAAAAGAUAUUCACACAUGAGUACAUCAGUGGCUACUACCGAGUGUCUGCCUACUUUCUGGCCAAAGUCAUGUCUGACCUCAUACCUAUGCGGACAUUGCCUGCAGCCGUCUUUUCCAUCGUGACCUACUGGAUGAUCGGUUUUCAGGCAACUGCUGGGCAAUUCUUCAUCUUCAUGCUUACGGUGGUGCUCGUGGCUUACACCGCCACCUCCAUGGCCCUGGCCAUCAGUGCUGGGCAGAGCGUAGUGGCCGUAGCAAACCUCCUCAUCACCAUCUGCUUUGUCUUCAUGAUUAUUUUCUCAGGUCUGCUGGUGAACUUGCCAAGCGUCAUGGGCUGGCUCAACUGGCUAAAGUACUUCAGCAUCCCUAGAUAUGGACUCACUGGACUGCAAGUGAACGAGUUUCGGGGCCUGAUGUUUUGUGGUAGCAACUACACCUCCGCGUCCUUCACUUGUAACUCCACAUCUGCGAACACUGGAGCCAUCUGUACCGGUGAGGAUUACCUUUGCCGGCAGGGAAUUGGCACAAAUGACUGGGCCCUGUGGGAGAACCUUGUGGCGCUGGGCUGCAUGACCAUCAUCUUUCUCGCCAUCACCUACUUGAAGCUGCGCUUCAUGAAGAAACUGACAUAAGCUCUCCUUGGCAGAAAAAACAGCAACUCUGACAUACCUUUUUAUGUCCAGCCGUCAUGGGUCUUGGUAUUUUGAAUCGGCUGUUGUUAUUCCUCGGCUACAGAUAUAUACCCUAUGUCUUACAAAAAAUAGCCAUUGUGUUUUCAAAGCAGUGUUAAAAUGCAUUUUUGUUGUAAUAUAGUUCCAUAUUAUAUUGUGAUAUUGUAUAUGGCUCAUUUAUAAGAAACAUCUAUGUCAUUAAGACAAUCAGAUGAGGUGGCGAACCUUUGGUCUCUGUUUGGUCUCGAUUAUAUUAACACCGCAGCAUUUAUCUUGAUUUCAUCACAACUCGGACGCAACAAACUUGGACUUUUUAGUUCCCCUAUUGACGAAACAGAGUAGCCUACCAGCUUAUCCAUCUUUUGUUAUUUGUAUUUAUUUAAAAUAAUUUGUGUGGCAACCUUUUUAUGUCUUGAAUCUCUGGCUCCUUGACACCAAAGUAUGAACUUGCCAUGUUGUCUUGAACCACUGGUAGAGCCAGUGGGCGGUGGGGUGGCACGUGCCCCCCCAAUGAUCCGAUCGAAAUCUCUAAUUUCGAUCAGAUCAUUGGGGUUUAUUAGUAAAAAAUCGGAAUUUUGCGACCCCCACUGCCACUGUGUAGCAUAUUAUUAUGUGCCAGGGACUCUAUGAGAUGAUAGGACAAUAGUCUGAGUCCAUAAUUGGCAAUAAGUAACGGCAAAGCAGUUAUAAGUGACUCAGAAUUGUGCGCAGUUGCGUAUACAGUACACGACUUCCCUGAAGGCAUUCACCUUCAGCGAGCGCCAUGCCGAUCACACAACGCGGUUCGAAUUCGACCCUCGAUCGAUGGCUGCGCCAUCACGCACACGCGUCAAAUAAAAAGCAAGGGACAAGUCCUUACUAACAACUCCUAUCAUUUUUCAUUGCUGGAGGGGUCGCCCCCCCCUACUCGAUUGAGAUGGAAGUUGCCAAAUGCAGUACUGAUGAAUGUGUUUAUCUGUACCCUAUUUUUCCAGGUGAUUUGAACAAAUCGAUAAAAACCAGUAGUGCCACAAUGGGGAACUAACUUAAUGUGAAAUGCGCUAUUAUUAUUUAUAUCAACCUUUUUAUAUGUGAAAUUGGGUUGAGCAUUGUCGCAGCGGUUUGCGCCGUGCUCAGUAUCUGGCGAGAGGCAUUCGAUUUCUGGCCACAGCAGAUGUCCGUAGGGAAUUACGGUAUAUCUCGCACGGUCCUGGGUGCCCUACCACCAACCUGAACUGACCAGCGUGGUUAAGUGUGGUCACAAUUCUCAUGACCAACGAGACCUUGAGAGGCAUUAUUCCAGUAGUGCCUUGACAAAAGGUCUGAAUUUAUUUUACAGAAUUUAUACUCGUAUGUAAAAUACCAAGAUUCAUGUUUGUUAUUGUCCUUGAAUUGUGACAUUGUAAGAAAAUGUCCACUCGUUCAAGAAGUGUAUCAUGCCCCUUUUAUGUAGAAUUUAGAACAUAAAUGCACGGUAAUUGUGUAAAUAGAAUAUAACUUGCAAAUACAAAAUAUUCUUUGGUUUCAUCGAAUGUUAAUAAUCUUUUGCAGGUUCAUGGUUUAGCGUCACUGCAAAUAUUUUGUCAUAUCCUUAGAUGUAAGUGUUAACAUAACACUAAUAUCAUGUGGACUUUGAAUUAAAGCAUACUGCAUUGUUGAAAUUAGAACUGCUGACACUGAUAUAGAAAUGUCAGAUUACAGCUAUUUGUCAACAAUUUUGUUAAGUUUGUAAUUGGAAUUGCCUUACACCCGCACAGCCCAUUUGACAAAGCAGUAUGCAUCACAGGAGGUUAAAUAAUAAUGACUGCCUGAUUUUAGAUUUUUCUAUCAACCUGUGUUCGUGCCUUUUUCAAUAAUUGGUUGUAAAAUAGGUUGAAAAAAAUUACUUUGGAAAUUAUGAAGAAAAGUAUUGUUGUAGCCCAUUAUUUUUUUCAUUUGGUAAUUAUGUAAAACAUAUAAAAGUUAUUGCAACCCAACAUGAAACAUGUUCAAUACUGAUGAAAUAUAAUUGUGUGGGUGUAUUUCUAUUAAGGGAUGGUGAGCACACUGGACUUGCAAUCCAGAAGUCACCGGUUCGACCUCCUGGCAUGACAGUUUGAAACAAUUGGCAAGUUUCUUAAGUCAUUCCGCCUCUGUCCACCCAGUGGUAUAAAAUGGGAACGCCAUAGCUAAUGGAUCGGCUUUUCGUUUGUGGUAGGGAAAAGUGCAGGCAAGAUAUAUGGCCAGUGUGGAUGAGUAGGCCAAAUAUCCUCUCGUGGAGGUCCUGCUGCCAAUCGUGUCGUGAGCAAUCAUUUGAAGGGAUGAUGCACCUUUACCUUGCAUUUUAUUAAGUAAACGUAGCGUAGUUGGGCAUUAAAAACUAACUGGUGGGGUCAAUGUGUAUUUCACAUGAACGUUUAAUUGCACACUUCAGGGUCUAAUGGAUAUUGUGGAAUGUACAAGCCAUUGCCUCUACAUUAUAAAAAGAAAAUGUUUGUUGCUAUUGUAGCUAAUCCAAAUGAGGCUCGAAAUGGAGACUUUGUAGGAUUUAGAGCCAUGUGGGCCAAGAGCAGUGAUAAUUUCACUGCAUGAGAAGUGCCCUCACUGGCAAGACUGCAUGCGGUAUUGCAAGGCAGUCAUGAGCAAGGCACUGAUGGUAACGGUCUUUAGCAAUAGGGGCCAGCGCUCCAUGCGUUAUUGUGAGCUUUAUAUUUCUCCCGUUGCACACCGAUCUCGUACAGUAGCAAUUGUCUGCUGUUGAUGCACUGGGUGGUGUUUGCCGUUAACUUUGUUCGUGCACAUUUUCAGUUUUCCGCAUGCUGUGAUCGCAGAAGCUGUUUGGUUGUUUUAUGCGUAACCUUGUGGUCUGAGCCAAGUGUACUUUUUUUUCCUUACGAGGCCUAAAUGUAUAUUGUUUAGGUCCUUGCUGGUGUUUCCUGUGAGUUAUGCCAGCGUUCUCAAGGGAUCACAUUUAAUUUAAGCGCCAUAUCACUAAAAUACAUGGCAGGGUUAGACGGAAAUGUUAUUUUGAAAGAUUUUUCUUAAUUCACGGGUUAAUGAAAAUUGUUUUGAUACAUUUGUAUACUGAGUUUCGAAGUUACAUUGUCUCCCUAACUUGAAGGGAUAUCACAGCCCUUGUGAUACCAAUAAUGGAGUGGUGGUAAUUUGAUAUCACAAGUUGAGGUUGCUCUUUUGAAAAUUAGCACUGGGUUGUGAUUUAAGCCAUACUGCGCAUCAAAAUGCCUGAUAAGUAUUCAAAGUAUUCAUUCAAUAAACAUUUAACCAAU
This is a messenger RNA of Lethenteron reissneri (Far Eastern brook lamprey), 5491 nucleotides long. It is a transcript of the gene ABCG2, whose product is annotated as ATP binding cassette subfamily G member 2 (JR blood group). Gene Ontology annotation, molecular function: ABC-type transporter activity; ATP hydrolysis activity; ATP binding. The record is from RefSeq and is a predicted model, not a curated record. Gene Ontology annotation, biological process: transmembrane transport. Gene Ontology annotation, cellular component: plasma membrane. Lineage: Eukaryota; Metazoa; Chordata; Hyperoartia; Petromyzontiformes; Petromyzontidae.